CCUCACCUCUGUAGUCGCUAGGAUUCUUCUUUUUUUUCUUUUUUCUUUUUUUUUUUAACUCUUUCGAGGCCCGUGUUGUCUCAUUGCUGUAGCCUAAUUCAUUUUUUCAAUGAAUAAAACAGGUAGCGUGCUAUCUACUCCUCAAAAAAAAAAAGAAAAAAAAAAUCAUGUUAGUAAUGUGACUAUAAAUGUUCUAAACUUUUUCGCUCUUGGGUCUCAACGAUUUGAUGGGCCUAAGCUAAUUAAUGGGCUGCAGUGGGCCGUAUGGAUCUGAAGCAGCUGCAUUGUCGGAUAGCUUAUUUAAUUUAAAUUUAAUUUAAUUUUGUUUUUGUAUUGUUAAGACGAUGGUUCUCAAGUCCACUAAAUUCUAGUUUCGUGGUUGUCCUACGAGCCUUUCGUUAUAGAUUUUGCAUAUCCAAAAUCGGAUAAGGCGCCAAAACCCCGCCAACCCCGCUCCUGCAUGCAUGCUGCUGAUCACUUCCUCCUCCCUCCUCCUCCUCCUCGCUCUCAACCCCAAUGAAUCUGAAUCUCCUCUUCCAUUCCCCUCCCUCCUCUUACCCUCUCCGAAACUAUGCCGUCGCCGUCGCUGCCGCCUCCUCUUCUUCGUCGUCGUCAUCGUCAUCGUUUCCGGGGGCCGUGAUCGUCGGCGGGGGGUUAUCGGGGCUGGGAGCGGCGGCGCACCUGGCGUCCCACUCCGUGCCGUUCCUCCUCCUGGAGGCGUCCGACGGGGUGGGCGGGCGCGUGCGCACCGACGCGCUGGACGGCGGCUUCCUCCUCGACCGCGGCUUCCACAUCCUCGCUGACGGCCCUUCCCGAGUGCUCGGCGGCUCCUGGACUCACCGGACCUCCGGCCCUCCCGGCCUUCUACCCGGCGCGCCCUCGUCCGCCUCCCCGACCGGCGCUCGCCCUCGUCCUCCGACGCCACCUUCCGCCGCCCCGCUCUCCGCCUCUCCCCUCCCUCCUCUGCCCCCCGUCGGCUCCCUCCCAGACAAGCUCCUCGUCGCCCUCGCCCGCCUCCGCUCCGCCGCCUCCCCCGACGCCCUCCUCCUCUCCGCCCCCGAGUCCCCACCUCGCUCCUCCUCCCACCGCCUCGGUUCUUCCCCGCGACUUCGUCGCCCGCUUCCUCCGCCCUUCCUCGCCGGCAUCUUCUUCGACCCCGACGUCUCCACCUCCUCCCCUAAUAAGAAGAAGAAGAAAAAACCGGCCCGGAGCACGGUCUGUUUAUACUUCUCCGCGGACCGGGCCCCGAUCCGGGACCCGGUUCUCAUCCUUAACGGGUCGGGUCGGGGCAUAGUGAACAACAUGUUCUUCGUGACCAACGUGGCCCCGUCCUACGCGCCCCAGGGGAAGGUCUUGGUGUCCGUGUCUCUAGUCGGCUCGUACCGCGAUCGGUCGGACGGAGAUUUGACGUCUCAGGUGCUGGACGAGCUGGGAGAGUGGUUCGGGGCGGAGGAGGUCGGCGACUGGCGGCAUCUGAGGACGUACCGGAUUGAUUUCGCGCAGCCGGACCAGACCCCGCCGACCGACCCCCUCGGGAGGGACCCCAGGGUGGCCGACGGCGUGUACAUGUGCGGCGACCACUGGAGCUGGGCCACCUUCGACGGGGCGCUCGUGUCCGGGAGGAAGGCCGCAGAGGCCUUGAUGAAGGACAAAGGAUUGACCCCCAAAUAAAAUUCAUUCAUCACUGUUUUAAGAUUCAUGUCUGCGAGACACCACAAUUUUGUCGGUGACUAUUGUUUCUGAAUUUGAGUUCAGUAUAUAAGUGUACUACUACGAAGAUUCUUUCAAUUAUUUAAAAUUGUUUCACUAGUAAAUUUA
This is a messenger RNA of Ananas comosus (pineapple), 1818 nucleotides long. RefSeq lists its product as uncharacterized. The record is from RefSeq and is a predicted model, not a curated record. Gene Ontology annotation, molecular function: oxidoreductase activity. The transcript is spliced from 2 exons. NCBI's taxonomy places the organism in Eukaryota, Viridiplantae, Streptophyta, Magnoliopsida, Poales, Bromeliaceae. Bases 517 to 1671 code for a protein of 384 amino acids.